Messenger RNA from Cygnus olor (mute swan), 865 nucleotides. It is a transcript of the gene TMEM160, whose product is annotated as transmembrane protein 160. The transcript has 2 exons. The annotation marks the transcript as partial. Lineage: Eukaryota; Metazoa; Chordata; Aves; Anseriformes; Anatidae. The record is from RefSeq and is a predicted model, not a curated record.
GACGCCGCCUACGGGUUUUUCAUCCUGGGGGGCCUGUGCGUGUCCUACGGGGCGGGCUCGUACCUGCUGAACCUGGUGCUGCUGCGGCGCCCCAUGAUGCUGCCGGCCCCCACGGCCGCCGCCAACGCCGCCGCCGCCGCGCUGCUCGCCCUGCUCUGGCUCUGCGCCCUCUCCCUCUACGUCGGGCGCCUCGAGGUCGAGAUCGUCCCCGAGGAGCCCCCCCCCGAGCACCGACGGCCCCCCGAGAAGUAACGGGGGAACCCCGCGGAAGGAGAGCGCUGCCAAAAACGAUGCAAAAGAUCGCCGGGAAUGGUGAAACGUCGCAUAAAGCCCGAAAUAUCGCAUAAGCCCCGAAAUGUCACGUGAAGCCCGAAAUGUCACAGAAGCCCUGAAAUAUCUCCCCCCCAAACCCGCAUGGAUUAAACGCCCCCCCCCCCCCGGGUUGGGAUUGCUUGCCUCACCCCGCUCCCACGCCGCGCUGGGGCCUGGUUUGGGGCCAAAACGCCCCGUUUUGGUUGCUUUGGAUUUAUUUCCUCGGCUGGGGGGGGAGAUGUUGUGCCCCCGCAGCCCCUCGUCCCCGCUGCAAGAAGUGUGGGGUUUAAGUGGAAUCCACCCAAAGCAGCUCCCGCUCCCCAAAAAACCUGCGUCUGCGUGGCUCCGCUGUUGGGUUUUGUGUUAAAAAAAAAGGAAAAAAAAUGAAGAAAAAAAAAAAAAGGUGGGGGGGGGAAGCCCCCGGUGUCGCGGCGCGCCGAGGUUUACUCGCACGCGGGUCGGGCGCCGUACUGGAAACGGGCGUUUUUGGACUCAAUUCUUUGCAGCCCUGACCCUGCUGGGCUGGGCUGGGCAAUAAAAUUGGUGAAAAAGC